AGCUGUUGGCUUUGGCACUGCAUCCGUGAGGCCAUGGCCGCUCUAGGCAGCUACAAGUCUUCUGCUUUCAAAUUGGCAUGAAUGGCCAGGGUGGGAGAAGAUAGCGAGUCGGAUGACGGGCCGCAGGAUGUGGAGAUCGAGCUGGAACUGCCACAGUACAAGAUCGAUGAGCUUUUGGCACAGCUCCAAAGUGAAAACUCCACGCUGAAGGCAGAGUUCCCUUUGGCCCACAUAGCCAACAUCGCCCCCAAAGGCGUGCCGGGGCCUCGACGCGCUUCUGCCGUGUCCCAGGUGUUGGGCGAUUCCUCGGCCUUGCGUGCAGCGGAAGAGUGGGACCCCUUGGCAAAGCUCGCGCACUUCAAGCAGCUGCAGGCCCGGUACUCGGCAGUGAAGGAGCAAAUGGAGCGAGCGGAGAGCACGAAGCGCUUGCUACAGCAAAUGCCCGCGGCUGGAGCACAUGCCCCUGUGACCUCAGUAAAUGCGGAAGAGCCAAACAUCACGCCGCCAGAGUUCCCGCCUGCCGGAGGCUUGCCAUUUCCUUACUGCGGAGUUCCCGGAAUUCUUUCCCCGCGUGCGAAGCCGCCCGCAGAGCCCAGCAAGGACUUCACAGACGGCGAUGUGGCCUAUGAGUCCGUGCGGGACAUUGCCAGGGAGGAGGGGCCAUCAGUGCACACACGGAUGACCAAGGAGGAGCUGAUGCUCGCCAAGGAUGGUAUGGACAUGACCUUGAACCACCUGCGAACCACGGGCGCCCGCAUGGCCACGGAAGUGCGGGAGCUGAAUCGGAAGAUGGACGAAGCGCAAAACCUCUCGGAGCUGAGGCACCUGGCGCCGAACGACCCCGAGCUUUGCGACGAGUUGGUUCGACAACAGCGCCUUAUCCAUGAGCAGCAGCGCUUGGCGGAUGAAGCACGCCUUGAGCUGGAGAUGGAGAAGGAAAGGACCUUCUGGCUGCGGAGGGACAAGAUUUUGCAGCCAGAUGAGGUGGAUGACUUCAUGUUGGAAGGGGAGCCUGCUGAAUACCCCAUGGAAGAGGAUGAAGUCAUUGCAGGAACGCGAGCCACCACAAACCAGUACCCAGCAAUGCGGCACAUGAUGCCAGAGCUUGUUCCUGAAGGAUCAGGUCCUGCAUCCCGAUACCGAAUGGAACUCCCAGCUUCCAGAGAGUACCACAGCCGCGUCGCUUACCAAGCCGCCAGCCUUGGCUGGCCUUCUCCGGCUGAGGCUUUAGCCAUCGCCGAUGAGUCAAACAGCCGCCCAAGCCCCCGGAGUCCGCGACGUGAACGCAGCCCAGCGGAGCGUGAGCCUGAUCCCCAGCCCUCACCUCGGGCAUCUCCUCGCGAGCCGGAAGCGCGGAACUUCUUCGCCGGCUAUGGCCAGCGAGGCGCGAGCUCCGAUCAUGGCUUUGUGGGCCGCGGGCAGCUGGAGCCAGAUCUCAACGAGCCGGACGAGCCGGACGAGCCGGACGAGCCGGACGAGCCGGACGAGUUCAGUGAUUCAGAGGAGGAGCCGGUGUGGGAGGCGGUGGACGCCCGUGGCAGGCCACUCUCGAGGCCUCCCAUUGCAGCCUUUUCCGGCUUUGAAACCAGGGGCUCUGAGAGACCCCGUGCAGUGCCUGCCUUGGACUUGGCCCCCCCCGCUUUCGCUGCUUUCGCCGGCUCCGAAGCCUCCGAAGCGGCCGAAGCGGCCGAGGCUCCCAAAGCCGCACCCGUGGACUUUUUUGGGGCCUCAGACAAAGAGCUCACGGCCUCGCCCCGGGACACUGCCCAGCAAAGGGAGCGAGAACCUGAGGAGGAGGAGAGCGAAGAGCUCGAGGAAGAAGAGGAAGAGGAAGACCAAGGCCUUUUUGGUGCGCUCCUCACUGGAGCUGGCAUUUCUUCGGAACCGAAGAAAAAGAAGCCCAUUGAUAUUAGCGCUCGAUUUAUGGCAGGUGCUUGCAUGGUUCGCACACCACCCCUGGGUGUACCCGAUUUCAGGGAGUUUCGCAGGAAGGGGGCGAGUUCUGUCAAUGUGGUGUGCGACAUACUGUUGAACAAGCGCAUGGAAGGGUGCUUGGGCGAAGCUGACACGGCAAAGACAGCUCUUGACUACGUUGUGGCAGUGUCAAUAAAUGCAGAGCAUUUUGCCGAAGCAGGUGAAGCCUGGAAACACGUAGGCAUCAUCACAGACAUACUUCACUUCUUCCCAUUGUGCGCGCAGAUUCACUUGUGGUCCCUUGAAGCCUUGAUGUCCCUUUUGCGCUCGGAGGAGAGCCACAAGGCAGAUAGCUUGGCGCGACCUGUUUUCGACUCAGUCACCGACCUGAUCACUAUUCACUUGGAAGACAGGGGCUUGAGAACAGCCACGCCGGAGCUGCCAAUGCGGCUGUUGGCCAGUAUUGCUUUGUCAUUGACACCGGACAAUGUGAGACGCCUCACCAACACCCAUGUGAACUUUGCCCUUUCCUUGAUGAAGGAGCCAGAUGUGUACCCGCUGACUACGGAGCAUGGUUUGCAGAUCAUCCUGCUGGCCAACAAUACCUCCAAUCUGCGAGGCCAGGCGGACGCAGCAAAACUCGCCCUGCGCUGCUUCAAGGCUGAGCCUCGCUUGGUGCCAAGGGCCCUUUUGGCGCUGGGCACCAUCUACAAUGCGGCGAAAGGGAACGGCGGCGCAAUCCUGGUGAAAGAGCCAAAGCCCUCGGAUGCUUUGGAUGAUGCAGAGGAAGAGAUGGUGCCAGUAGGCUUCCGUGACAUCACCACCACCAUGGAUGUCUACGCAAAGGACCGCAAGGUUCAAGGCGCAGGCGCGCGUGCUCUCGAGAGUGCCCUGGAUGUAGGCGGAGUCAGCCUCAAGGCUUUGACUCGCGAUGGAAUGCUGCGGUCCGUGACUUUGGCGCAUCAGCGCUUUCCUGAGAGCCGCUCCGUGGCGCUGGCCUUGUGCCGCAUCAUCGGCAAGGUGACACUUCGGGAGCCCGACCUGGUCUCCCCCGAAGUAGGCAUCGCCGUGCUGUCGGCUGGAGCUUCCCUCCCUCGGGAUGCCGAGGUGGUUGUAGCUUCUUUGGAAGCCGUCUACGUGCUAGCGCCCAAGCUGAGGAACCUUUGGAGCGCUGCCACCAACCAGGUGGAUCGUUUGGCCAUGGUCGCUGCAGACCUGGUGCGCCUAGGGGAAGUACGCCACAAGGACUCCCAUUGCAUCGGCAUGCUGCUGGUGAUCCUGACCUGUCUAGCCAGCGACGGCCAUGGACAGAACCCAGGAGGAGUGCAGGGGGAGCGUUGGCGCACGGCCUUCGGGCGGGCAGCUGCUGUUGCCGUGCCCUUGAGGGUGUUCUUCGAACAUAAAAAUGUGGACAUGGUCACUGCUGCGGGCAUCGCCCUGCGCAGCCUUACCUACGGCUCUGAGGAGUCUUGCGCGCAUGCCGCACGGGCGCGCGCGUGCCCCAUUUUGCUGAGCACCCUGACCACUUACGCCCACAAGCCGGCGACCACCCGGGAGGUGAUGGCGGCGCUGGCGAACGUGGCAUGCACCAAGUCUAUCAAGGAGGACUUUCAGAAGGGCCUCCCUGCGACGGCAGAGGUGAUUUACUAUGCCAUGGAGCACUCUGCGGACAGAGAGCCGGAUGUUCUUGCGCAGGGCUGCAGGGCAUUUGGUGCUCUUUACGCGACUCCGAACAAUGAGGUGAAUCUCGGCCUCAAGCCUGGAGAGAAGAUGAAGUCAGCAACAGUGAUCCAAUGGGCCAAGCUGAACAAUGCGAUCAUGAAAACGGUGAUCGGCAUCACAGUGCACAAUGGCGAUGCUGUUGAGGGCAGUGCCUUUGAAGUGUUUGGCGGUUCUGAGCCAAGGCAGCAGAAGUUGGAGGCGACUCGUCGGCGCCUGGGGGAGCUCUGCAUGCACCUGGCCAAUGGCUCCCUAGCCAGCGGCCCGCAGUUUGGCCGGCUGCUGACACCUGGUGGCGAGCCCACGGCGGAGUGCACCCCCCGGUGGAGCUCGGUGCGCCUGCGCCUGCAAAACCGCGCGGAGCGGCGAGAGAAACCCAAGGCACCAGAGACCCCCGAGGCGCCCAAAGCGGAGUCAGAUGAAGAUUGAGCCUGUGUCAAAGCCAUGCGAACACCCGAAAUUGGUCUUUUCCCUUUUUCC
Molecule: messenger RNA, 4113 nt
Organism: Effrenium voratum
Lineage: Eukaryota; Dinophyceae; Suessiales; Symbiodiniaceae
Source: the annotation of a GenBank genome assembly